GAAAAAAAGCCGUUUUCCCCUAAUUUUCCUUUGUUAUGCUUUUUCAAGAUAAACAACUGAAUAGUUGACUGGUGGUCAGUUCUGUGACGGACUUUAUUCACGUGGAUUAAAACUUCAAGUGUUGUUUAAAACAGAGCGCGUUUAGUCACAAUUCUCGGUGAACGUCUGUGGCGCCUGCGAGUCAAGACAGAACUCAACUCCCAGCGAUCCACUAUUUUCCACUUGAAUGGUAUUGGAAAUCCGAUUUGGCAUGCACCAAGAGGAGCAGCUAAUGGCACACGUUCUCUUGUUACCGGUCAAAGAAUAAACGUGUCCUACUAUACUUUCGUUUCUACGGAUAACAUCAUGGACCUCCGAGGUCUAAGUGUCCGGCUGAUGGGCUUCAGCACUCUGGAUGUAAUGUCUCUAACACACUCUGUCAUCUAGAGGGGAUUUUAAUGUGUCUGUUUGCAUCCACCGCUAGAAGCCCCGGUUUUCGGGGAAAACCUUGACUCAACAUGCAGGGGAGGCCCGGGCAGGCCCAUCACCAGCAGCUAGGAUGCCUAUCACCCAAGAAAAUGCCCUUAGUCAUCUCUCACUGCUAAAGAACUGGCUUGGGGCUCAAGAGAAAGAUCGGAACGAAACGCAUGAGACUCUGAAGAACGCAGACAAUGGGUUUCUGUGCCAGGCUGCCAUCCGCAAGCUUGUGGAAUACAUCCAGCUAAACUUUGCGGAAGUUGAAAGCCCGCUAUUCAGAGAAGAAAUAGAUUUUGAGGUGAGGGCGGUCUGCAUGCACAAGCGUGAUGGAGAUGAGUCAGAGUUUGGGGUCAGUUUUGGAAAUAUUCCCAUUUUCGGAGACCCUGAAGGGAGGAAGAAAGGGGUCCGGAGGAGGCGGAGGAAGGGCGACAAGGGUCCUGUAUUGGAUGUUGGGUGUAUUUGGGUGACUGAAGUGAAAAAGAACAGCCCAGCAGCCCGUUGUGGAGAUAUUAAACUGCGAGAUGAACUGUUGUCACUUAACGGUCAGCUGAUGGUCGGAGUGGAUGUCACUGGAGCGAGUUAUUUGGCGGACCAGUGCUGGAAUGGAGGCUGCAUCUACUUGAUCAUGUUGCGAAGAAUCAAACGCAAAGCUCCUCUUCCUCCUUGCAAUGGCAACAGCGGGGGAAACUGUGUGGACGGGUCCACCGAGCACCGAAGUAGCGUCUCUUCUGAGACUACAGGUAGCCCCACACAAAACGGCAAACGGACUCGCAAAUUUGGCGUCAUUUCCCGCUCCUCGUUCACUCGCGACAGCAGCGACGGUAAAGAUUGCCAGGACUGUGAGCAUGAGAAUGGCUAUAGCUCUAUGGAGGCCGAGGUGACAUCGCCUGAGACAAGCACACCUCUGGACACACCAACCGAUGAUAGUCCAUUCAUCAUUCCUUCAGAGGUGAUACCCAAUCACAUGAGGGUGGGGAGCACAGCUACCCUACCCAGUCGAUCACAUGCCUCACGCCUCUCUGAAAGCUACAAGAACGAUUCAAUAAGCAGUGAACCUUCCUGUCAGCCCCGUGAGGGCAGUCGGAUCUGGAAGAUGCACAUGGUGAAGGGUCAGGACGGACUGGGUAUACAGAUCACUGGUGGUCGCGGGUCUAAACGCUCUCCUCACGGAAUCAUCGUGGCCCACGUGGAAGAGGGAGGAGCUGCACAGAGAGAUGGGCGUCUGAAGGCAGGCGAUGAGUUGCUGAUGAUAAACGGUCACUCACUGGUUGGGCUUUCACACCAGGAGGCUGUAGCCAUCCUCCGCUCUACCGCUGGAUUGGUUCAGUUGGUGGUAACCAGCAGGGAUGAAUCCGAAGUGGACUUCCACAAGUACCCGUCCACCAGCCUGCCCGACCUAGUGAGCACGUGCUCCGGUCCGGACGCCUUGCCCUCCCCCGGGGAGGAGAAGGAGAACAUGGAACCGGACGUGGAGGACGUGAGGGCCAGCAGCCUUUCGCUGCCCACCCAGGACUUGUUUACAGAUCUUGACAGGCUGGAGGAUCGUUGCAGGUUUGAGGGUCCCAAGGGAUGCUGUCGUAGCCCCACACCUAUGAAGUUCCGCAGCAGAUCCCAAGGUGGAGGGAGCCGUCUGGAGUCUGUUGGUGAAGACGAUGAGCUAAUCGUGGAAAACGGUGAUACAGGAAGUGACAUGGCAGGAAAGCCAGGACGAGGAGGACGCAAACACUCUCUUCCUCAGCAACUUGACACAGUCGGCAUCCGACAGGAAUAUCAAAUCGUGAAGAAAUCGGCACGUUCCCUGAGCACCGUUCAAGUGGAGUCUCCAUGGCGACUGGCACAGCCAUCUAUAAUAUCCAACAUUGUUCUGAUGAAAGGACAGGGCAAGGGUCUCGGGUUCAGUAUUGUUGGAGGACAGGAUUCAGCUCGUGGGAGGAUGGGUAUAUUUGUCAAGACCAUUUUCUCCAAUGGAGCAGCUGCAGCUGAUGGGAGACUGAAAGAAGGCGAUGAGAUAUUGGAGGUGAAUGGAGAGUCUCUGCAAGGCCUCACGCACCAGCAGGCCAUUCAGACGUUUAAGCAAUUAAAGAAGGGAGUCGUAACCCUAACUGUUCGGACCCGUCUGAGAAGUCCCAGUCUUACGCCCUGUCCCACGCCCACACUGCACAGCAGAUCCAGCUCUCCAAACUCAAAUGCUAGCGGUGGAACACCAGUCCCUGCAGUUUUUGAAGAUGGGGAUUCUCGUAGGGGGCCCGGUCCCAAAGAUCGCAUUAUCAUGGAGGUUACAUUAAACAAAGAGCCAGGUGUGGGGCUGGGUAUUGGUGCCUGCUGUUUAACUCUGGAAAACAGUGCUCCUGGGAUCUACAUUCACAGCUUGGCGCCAGGAUCCGUUGCCAAAAUGGAUGGCAGACUCAGUCGAGGUGACCAGCUCCUGGAGGUGGAUUCGGUGAGUCUGAGACAUGCAGCUUUGAGUGAAGCUUACGCAAUACUGAGUGAAUGUGGACCCGGCCCGGUCAGCCUCAUCAUUAGCCGACAUCCCAACCCUAAAGUGUCUGAACAAGAGAUGGAUGAAGUGAUCGCUCGCUCCACUCACAGAGAGAGUCAUUCUCCUCACACACUAGGUCUGCCGUUUAAAAGUCCAUCUCCCAGUGUUAAGUCCAGGCAGGGUGAAGGAAACCCUGCGCUCAGCUGGACCAUGAAGAGGUUUCUAGAGCCAGCCAGCAGGCAAGGCUCAUUGAGUUCAGAGGGAGAGCUCUCUCAAUAUUUCCCAGUUCAUGAUGUACCCAGCCAGUCUUCUCUCUCUGAGACCAUGGCGAUGGGAUCCAGUGAUGACGACAUGCUGCACAGCAGCAGAAGCUGUAAUACCUCUAUUGAGGAAGCAGCAGCACCUCAGCCACAUGUUUAUCGAGAUGCUUCUUAUAGAGGUUCAGAGAGUAGCCCCACAACCCCAGACUGCUGUAAAGCCCCUCCUGAAGCCGGUCGUGCCGCCGACCCACCCCCUCAAGCCAGCGUGGGAAGCAGCCCCAGUUCUGUACGCAGCCCCCUUCUCCGCCAGCGCCGGGUCAUCUGCUAUGAAGAUGAACCCAGUGACGACGAGACCGGCCUUGAAGAAGAAAGCGCCCCCUUUAGGAGUCUUCUCCAUGGUGUCUCUGAGAUUGGAAGCCACCAACAGGAAGAAGACUCAGGUAUUGUAGUAGCCACCUCAUCUCUCGAGGUCGAUGAUGAAAGCCUGGAUAGCAGCGAAAGCCACAGGCAAAUUAGCAGCGAACCGGCUACUCCGCUAUACGGCAGCUCGCUAGAAUCUGAGGAAGGAUCCAGUGGGCCACCUGGGGCUGAAUCUCCCUUCAUGACCAUUCACUGUAUGGAGCACAACACUGGGCCAGCUGGUGGAACCAACCUGGGUGUGAAAAAAGAGCCUCAUAGAGAAGGACAGGAGUUUAAACGCUCACCCAAGUUGGAGCACAAAGCUGUGACUCGUGUAAAGAGCAUGAUGAGCAUUGAGUGUCCCAACCCUCCACAAAGGGUCAAGGGUGAAGAGCCACCCUCAGUCCCGACAACCCCUGCCCAGGGUGAGCAGAACAGCACACGACCGCCUUGUAGACUGCUACACUGUAAGAAGGGGGAAUCCAGUGACCUAUCUGGGGUCUGCACCAUUGAGACCAUAGUCCUCCAGCGUGGAGAAAUUGAGUCCUUUGGUCUGGAUCUGGAGAUAAAGUCUGCUCCGAUCAGGGUGCUGGUCACAGGACUAAGACUGGGAGGUGUUGCCGAGCGGGACGCCUCAGGGAAGAUGAAUGUUGGUGACGAGAUUGUAACGAUUGGUGACACCGCCGUGUGUACAUCCACCUAUCAGGACAUCUGUGACCUCAUGCAUAACCUGCCAAUCACAUUGACCUUAGAAAUUAAAAAGCCAGUCUCGGCUGUAGAUCGACUUUCCAGCUUAAUUAUGUAUUCUGGCUGUGAGGGCUCAUCCAAAUCGGAGGAACCUAGACCACCUCCAGAAUACAGAAGCAGUAUGGACAAAACUCAGGAGGAGACCCCUCCAUUAGAAACAAAUGCAAAACAGACAGUAAUCCACAGCGACAGUGUGCCUGUCACAAACAUUGAUGAUGUCAUAACUGAACUGAACUCAGCUGAAACGAAAGAAAAAGACCAGAAUGUCACAAGUGCAAACACAGCAGUGGUGGAGGAAAACAUUUCAACAGCUGCACGAUCACAUCAAAAUCAUCAGGAUUUAUCUGCGUCAGAUGUGGGAAACAACACCUGCCAUUUUCCACCAGGAAAGACAUUUUUAAAUGGUUACUCAAGGAACCUUAGUAAAAUCGCAGAUGACAUUGACUCUGUGGGGAAAGAACAUGCAGAGAAACCAGGUAUGUACAGUCAGUUGGAGGAUAGUGACUCUGAGAGCGACUCUGCUACUGACAGUGCUGUGAAAGUGGAGAAGACUCAAGGUCACCGUGAAGAUCCACAGGACACUGAUGAGGAGGAGGUUGAGCUCUGUUUUGUAAUCGGCCAAUCCGGGGGUGAUUCUCUUCCACACAGAAACAUAAUUACAGAAGAACAGACACUCAUCAGUACUGAUCUCCACAACCCCCCUUCGCUUCCCAAGCUGGAUAAUGAUUCACACGGAAACAGUGUUUCCAAUUCAGGUGAUGCACUUUUAAAUGGAGAUACCAGAGACAUUCCCACGCAGCAGGAGGUGAUGUGUACAUCAACAGUGUCCUUAAAUUGCAAAGCUGAUGAAAAAUGUGAAACUACUCCAGAACCCGUCAAACUCUGCCAGACACCAACAGGUGUCAGUUGUCCUCGAAGCAUCCGCCAUGUCACCCCCAGGAGUCUGGAGAUGACGGCUAAGCUGCGCUCGGCUGCAUCCCUCUCCACAGAGAAACCCAACACCGUGCAUGUGCCUCUGAGGUCAACUGUGUCGGAGCCCAAGGAGUCAAAUAAGACUAAUGGCAAAUCUAGUGAGCAGGUCUCCACCACACAAGCUACAAGAGACAAAGAGAAAGUUAUACCUGACUCUAAAUCAUCCCUUACCCAAACCCAGAAUAAAUCCACCAGACCUUUGGGAACUAAAUCCUCUAAUGACAACCCUGCCUCACCCCUGCUGAGAAACAAGCUCAAACCUGAUGAUAAAAAGUCGAGCACGACUUCUAAACUCAAGGGGCUAAGUAUUAAGAGUAAAUGCAAAGAGCAAGAAAAGUCAUUCACUAGAUCGCCCAAGAUGGAAAUUCCAGCACAGAGGAAAGCCCUCAACUCGCCAAGUCAGUCUCCUAAACUUCAUCCCAGAAGAACCACACCGACAGGUAGUCCAAAAUCGAGCAGAACGUCUGAGAAGAUUAAGGAUUCUUGUAAAGUGGACCCAAGUCAUCCAAAUACAUCCAGUGCCUUGAAGGCAAAUACCAUUGUCAACAACAAACUUUUUAAAGUUACCAAGGAGGAACUGAUCUCAGAUCACAAGGAGCAAAUCUCCAAACUUGAGGAUACUGUCAGUACCACACAAAGAUCUUUCAUUGUAAGACUUUCAUCCUCUUCCUUCGCACCUUCUUUAUCACCUUCAGCAACUGUCCUGACAAACAAGGAAGUCAUGCAUGCAAGCCAUCCAAGUUCAGCUGAUCAAUUUGAGUGCGAGGAAUCUCAUUUAGGAGUACAAACAGUGGCAUUAGGCUCAACCAAUUCUUCAUCUAAUCCUCUGCAGCAAAAUGGUACUAUUAGUUCAAAUGAAACUGCUGAGAAGGUGUACUGCAAUGGUCUGGAGGAAACCCCCCUCAACAACUCAAAUAAAGAUGCUUCAUCUAGUCUCAAAGCAAGCACGUCCAAACUGUAUCUAAGAGGACUGGAACGUAGAAGCUACUCUACAGACGCUAAAGACCCAAAUCCAUUCUCAGUUCGACAAAGAAUCCAGUCCUUUGAGAACCUGGCCAGCUUUGAUGGUUCUGUCGUGAGGUGCAUAGACGUCCCAUGUUACGCUGUUAACUCCAAGCCACCUCUCAAUCGGAGGCUGUCUGGUUACACUGUAAGCGCUCAGUCCAAUGAUGGCCGUUCAUUGAGGAGGACUCUUAGUUCCUGUGUGGACAAUUUUAAUUCGGCUCCAUCUCCAUUGCAUCAGCAACAGAAUUCUUCCGCUGGUUCAUUUAUAAGCACCUAUGAAUCGACUCCUUCAAACGGUUCCACAGAGCCGGUUAUAAAGGAGAUGGGAAGAAGCAGCACCUCUCAGAACCAACCCACAGUACAUACACCACCGGUGCUGCGUUCCCGCAAUGCCCGUGCCCAUGGAGGACUGUCACGCUCGAAACUUAGAGAGAUUAGAGCGUUAAGCAUGCCUGACCUGGACAAGCUAUGUACAGAGGACUUUUCCAGUGAUUCUGGAAAGGUGAUCUUCAAGACUGAGCUGGAGAUCCACCCACGCAGGUCCGCAGAACCAACAUCACAGAAUGCAAAGUGCACCGUAGUGACCAGGGUGAGCAGUGGGGCUCUUGGUUCGACCAGCAAUGGGGAGCAACAUGAAAGCCAGAUGACGGGUCUCUCAUGCUGGUCUAUAAGUUUAAAAGAUCUUAAAUCCUCUCCCUUGGACCAAAAUAAGGUGCAAGAUGUUCUGUGUUCCCUCACAACUAAGGUGGAUGUGAUGACUCUCACACAGGACACAGAUGCUCUCUCUGAGGUUAAAGAAGACGUAUACUUUGUUAUUUUAACCAAAGAGGGUGGAUCUGGAUUGGGUUUUAGCAUCGCUGGAGGAGUGGAUCUGGAACAGAAAUCUAUCACUAUCCAUCGGGUGUUUACUCGAGGGGUGGCAGGAGUAGAAGGUACCAUUCACCGAGGCGAUCGGGUUUUGUCAAUAAACGGGACUGGCUUGAGUGGGAUGACGCACGGAGAGGCGCUGUCCUGCCUUCAUCAGACCAGACCGCCAAGACAGGCAUUAGUGGUCAUUCAGAAGGGCAAAGACACUGAACCAAUAUCACCUAGACCCGAACAUCCUCUUCAGACUCGAGUCUGUACAACUCAUGCCCAUAGAGACAGUUUCAGAGAGAAUAAAGCCAGUGUGGAGGUGGGGUCCGAUGGGGCUUUGAGUGUUGAAAUACCGAAGACUGCUGCUGGACUUGGGUUCAGUCUAGACGGAGGUAAAGCAUCGCCCCAUGGAGAUCGACCUCUUUACAUCAAACGUGUGUUCCGUGGAGGAGCUGCCGAGCAGUCCCGGGUUAUUGAUGCUGGAGAUGAACUUUUAGCCAUCAACGGCAGGUCUUUGCAAGGCCUCAUGCAUUAUGACGCCUGGAACAUCAUUAAAACAGUCUCUGAGGGCCCCGUCCAGUUGGUCAUUAAAAAACCCAGGACUUCUGUAUGACAUCUGCAUGUAUGUGAAGGUGCCAAACUGUGGUAGGCAUUUACUGUACAUAUUUAUAUUUUGCAUAGCUUUUUGCAACUUGUUUAGGAUGAAUUUGUUGCACAUUGAUUUUGUACAAAUCAAGGCUUCUGCAGCUUUGCAGUGGGGCUUAUAUGCGGGGUUAUAGUAUUUUGUAAUGUCCUUAUUUUAAACUUUGUUCUUUUUGAAAACUAUUAAAACAUAAUUGUAAAAACUAUAAGUGAUAUGUUAAUAACUGCAUCCUCGUAUAAUUUAAUUUAAUUUGUGACAGUUGUUCUACAUGCCUGCCGUACUGUCUCUGGUUAUAAGGUGAUAAUGCAAACCACUACAGAGUGUCUUCGCUCUGCCUGAUCUGAUAGAAUAGAGAUUAGUUAUUUUUAUCAAAAUCCGUGUGAAUACGUUUUUUUUUACCUGAUUAUGUUCGGACUUGGAUCUUGUCUCUGUAAUCAAAAAAAAAUUUCUGUGUUUUUACUGUUCCUUUAAUUUAUUAUUUAAUCACAAGGCUGCAAUCCAUGACUUUUGGGGUUUAAAAUAUACAAAAAAUUGUAAAAAUGAUUUCAUUAGAAGUUCAGCUAGUUUAACCUCAACUUUGACACGUGUAAAGAUAAGUACAUAACAUAUCAUGCAGUUUCAUGUUUUAGGCAGAGAUGGCACAACGGAGUUGAAGUGUGUAAUUUAUUCCAAUUGACAUGUCAGCCGCUCAGACAUACAAAGCCACAAUGUUUACACUCCCUUUAUCUUUAUAUACUUGAACUCAAUCUGAGUUUUUUUAUUAGCAUUGAAAAUGCAUGUUCACAUAUGGGGUAUGCAUUGACGUCGCUUUCUCAUGUAAACAUAUGCAUGUUUUGAGUGGGAAAACAUCCAUCAAAAUGUCACCAUUUAUUAGCAGUUUUUUUAUUUGAAAAAUUACAUUUCUGCAUUUGAUAAGGUUUGGUUGACCAUAUUUUUUUCAGCUGUGAAUCAAUCGUCAUUUUACUCCCAUCUGAGACUUUAAUGUGACUCCUCUCCCUGAUAGGAUAUACUGUAACAGUGCUGUUGUUAUUUUGUUCUUGAGUUGUCUUCUGUAAAUAUUGCAUUUCCAACAGAAAUGGCUGUAAUUUAAUUGAGCUCAGUAUUAAGCACAAGUGUGUAUAUGAAAUAAGCAAUCAUGAGUAUUUCUAUGGUCUUUCAGACUUUCUUCUAUUGUGAAUAAAGACAUCAAAUAUUUUGUA
Triplophysa dalaica is the source of this 9015-nucleotide messenger RNA. It is a transcript of the gene pdzd2, whose product is annotated as PDZ domain containing 2. The record is from RefSeq and is a predicted model, not a curated record. NCBI's taxonomy places the organism in Eukaryota, Metazoa, Chordata, Actinopteri, Cypriniformes, Nemacheilidae. Gene Ontology annotation, molecular function: protein binding.